Messenger RNA from Octopus bimaculoides (California two-spot octopus), 2109 nucleotides. RefSeq names its product BTB/POZ domain-containing adapter for CUL3-mediated RhoA degradation protein 3. Gene Ontology annotation, biological process: protein homooligomerization. Gene Ontology annotation, molecular function: protein binding. The record is from RefSeq and is a predicted model, not a curated record. NCBI's taxonomy places the organism in Eukaryota, Metazoa, Mollusca, Cephalopoda, Octopoda, Octopodidae.
AACGUCACUUGUGACGUCAUCGGCUAAUGGCGCUCCUCUCUCUUUAAAAGCAUCUCUAAAGUCCUCUCCUAACUUCUUCCUGCUUCCACACUAAUUUGGUGCCGGAUUUAAUUUUUUAUUACCAGUAUAUAAUAUAUAUAUAGAUAUAUUAUAUUAUCAGGACAUUUCCAUUUCCUCAGUCUCUUUCACCUUCCCCCUUUAAAAAAAGAAGAAAAAUAAUAACAAACCAAAGGUGUUGGUAAUCUAAUGUGAAUACAGGACAAACUGCAAAAAGGGGGGGAAAGAACCAAAAAAAACUCCGUAAACAGAACUGAAAUGGUUUUUAUUGAAGAACAGUUUUGGAAACGUCUAAUCAAUUGAACAGACAUCCAUCUUUACAGGCACAUACACACAAUCUGUCUGUGGAUAUUUACUUGAAUAGCUCAGUCAACUGUCCACCGCCAACUUACCUACCUAUUUACUACCACUUAAGCCACAACCAGAUAAAAUACACGACCACCACCAAGAGCAACUUCCCAUUUCCUUUCCCACAAUUACCACUGCCUAUUUUUCAACCCCUUGCUGGCUGUGGGACUGAAGUCAACAAACUUUAAUUUGAUUUAAUUUAAUAUUGUUAAUUAUUUAAGAAAUCUAUUUUAUUGAAUAAUUUUUUUUUGUAAUUUAAAGAAAAUAGUGAUUUAGAUUACUUGACAUUAUCAGAGAUUAAUUAAGUGCCAGUAAUAGUAUUAUAUUAUUUAAUGAUUACCCAAGUGUUUCUGGCUCUUUUGCAAACUACAUUCAAAAGUUUUUAUCUUGAAUUUCACAAUCUGAUGUUUCAGUCAGUGUUAGUAGUGUUAGAUUUUUUUAUUUUACCUUAGUAUCCACUUUUUUAACCAACAUUCACCCCCAAUAUCCGGCCAAUUUCUCGAUCCCUCGAGAAGCAUUCCUUGCCAAUUCACACACACACACACACACACGUGUAGUAGCUAGCUAGUCGUGCAGCCAGCCUGCUUGUGUUGCUGUAUCCAUGUCUGGAGAACAUAAGACUGUGAUACAAAAGACAAACAGCUCGAAAUAUGUGAAGCUAAAUGUCGGCGGUAAACUCUUCCUGACCACAAUAGAGACACUCACCAAACAUGAUACGAUGCUACGGGCCAUGUUCUCUGGCAGGAUGGAAGUUCUUACAGACUCUGAUGGUUGGAUCUUGAUAGAUCGCAGUGGAAAACAUUUUGAUACAAUUCUGAACUUCCUGCGGGACAACCACACAACCCUGCCAGACACAGAAAUUGGACUGAUGGAGUUAGAGGCAGAGGCCCGUUACUACAUUGUACAAGACCUCGUUAACAUCAUCGAACCAGCUCUAAAGAAGAAGAGAGAGGUGCAGCCAAGCUGCCAGGUCCCGUUGCUCACAUCAACAGAGGAGGAACAGAACCUGUUUGCCAACACACACAAGCCUGUGAUCAAACUCAGCUGUAAUCGUCACAAUAACAAGUAUUCAUACACAAAUAACUCAGAUGAUAACUUUCUGAAGAAUAUCGAGCUCUUUGACAAGCUGUCACUUCAGUUCAGCAACCGUUUGUUGCUCAUCAAGGAUGUCAUUGGCACCGUUGAAAUAUGUUGCUGGUACUUCUACAGUCGCUCCCAGAAGGUUGGCGAAGUCUGCUGUACAUCAAUAGUAUAUGGUACUGACAAAAAACACACCAAGGUUGAUUAUCCGGAAGCAAGGAUCUUUGAGGAAACUUUAAAUGUUUUGUGUUAUGAAAAUGUCGAUAUAAAACCUGACAAGGACUUUGUUAUGCCGUCACGCAGUGGCUCAAUGGCGACCGUCUAUCACAGCGAUGAAGACUUAGAAGAGAGGCUGGACAGGCACAGGCUUCGGAAGAAAUAGUACUCACUUGAACUGCCUUUACAAACCAAAAUCGACGGAUGGAUGGAUGCAGGGAGAUGAUAUCGAGGGAGACACAGACAGAGAUGCACAUACAGAAAUAUUACAGUUGAUGCAAAAAAGUUGAUGUAAGAAUGGAGCAGUGAAGAUUUUAAACAAACAAACAAACAAACAAAAAAAAAACUACAACCAAAAAUAUGAAAAAUAAAAAUAAAAACAGAAAAUAAAGUUUUGAGAUGUUUCAA